Molecule: messenger RNA, 2127 nt
Organism: Culex pipiens pallens (northern house mosquito)
Lineage: Eukaryota; Metazoa; Arthropoda; Insecta; Diptera; Culicidae
Product: ovochymase-like
Exons: 7
Coding region: 257-2086 (609 amino acids)
Biological process (GO): proteolysis
Molecular function (GO): serine-type endopeptidase activity
Source: RefSeq, a predicted model, not a curated record
AUGAAAAUACCGGUUUUUGAGAUUAGCUGCUCUCUGAGAGCUCAUCUCUUCUGUGAGAAUCAUUUGCAUAGUUGCUGGACAUUUUUUAAAUUGUGAUGAGCGAUGGAACAUGAAUGAUUUUGACGGAUCAUACGCUUUAUUAUGUUAUGUUUAUGUUUCAAAACUGUUUUGGUCGAGCGUGAAGCAAUUUUAAAACGAAGACAGCAAAUUAAUAUAGAUUUGAACCUUGAAUUUUGAUCAAAUUCAUGAUAAUUCUAUGGUUUUUGAUAUUUCAAACAGUUUUUGGCAAAAUUUUACUUUAUCUGGGAACACUGUACUUUUGCUAUAUACUUCCACAAAAAAUAGCUUGAUUAGUUUAAAAAGAACCCGUGAUCAGUACAGUCCAUGCAGUUUUGCAAUUAUCUACAUGAAAAUGAAAAGUGGGAUAUAUUUUCUCUUGCUUAUUUUUUCUUGUGCUAAUAUUGUGUUUGGAAAGCUGGAGUAUUUCACUGACAAUCCUCCAGCGCAUUAUUAUCUGCGAAACAAUUUAGCAGAUUGCCCAAGCCGAUUCUACACGGAUCCAAACAAGUAUAACCUACCGAGUAUCCAUGGCGGUGUACGAGCUAGAAGAGGCGAAUUUCCACACAUGGCUGCAAUCGGAUGGACAACUUCGGAAGGCAUCAGGUAUUUAUGUGGAGGUUCGUUGAUAAGCGCUAAUUACAUACUGACAGCAGCGCACUGUUCUGCUAAUGGAGAGGGAAUUCCACCAGACACAGUUCGGCUUGGAGACAUCGACAUAAGUUUGGCAGAAUUAUCACAGUUUGGUCAACAAAUCAAAAUCAAAUCAUUCAAGAAGCAUCCACAGCAUCGAUUCAGUAAAAAAUACUUUGACAUUGCCCUGGUCGAGCUUGAACGGGAGGUCCACUUCAACGAAGCGGUUUGUUCUGCCUGUUUGUGGUUGGAGAAGCACGCCCCGUUGGAACCAAUGGAAGCCAUUGGAUUCGGAACAACCGGCUACGGUGAAGAUCUUAGUCCAAAUUUGCUGAAGGCAAAGCUAUCUGAGAUAAGCAAGGAUGAGUGUUUGAAGCGAUUGCCUAAGAAUUUGCGUUCACUCCGAGAUGGACUCGUUGAGGAGCAGCUUUGUGCGGCAAGUGACCAUCAGGACGCCUGUGAGGGCGAUUCCGGUGGUCCACUGCAGGUCGAGCGGGUAGAUGUUAACAAGAUGGUGAUUCCGUUGAUUGUCGGAGUGGUGUCUUUUGGGACUCCUUGUACUAAUGGUUCUACUGGAGUGUAUACGAGAGUCGCUUCCUAUAAGGAGUGGAUUGAGCACGAGACUGGGCGUUCGUUUGACUAUUCAACUUGUGCUAGAUCAUCGGAAUGCUCAAGCAGAAAGCGUAUCAGAAGCAAUAUCGGAAGUCCACCGUAUUACCCAAUCAAUCGAGUUGGAUUACUUUGGAAUGCUUCCGACUCAAACUUCUACGGUUGUGGAGCAACACUAGUAGAUUACAAAUUCGCAUUAACAUCAGCGUUUUGUGUGAGCUCAAGUCAAGGAUUUCCCAAAUUCGUCAUAUCGGAGAGUACUGAAGAGAUCAUUCCCAUCGUAAAAGUGCACAUCCAUCCAAUGUAUACUUUGGAAAAGCCGGAGAACGAUCUAGCGCUGCUGGAACUGACGAAAUAUUUAAGAAGUGACAGUUAUCUGUUGCCAGCUUGUUUGUGGAGAAAUGAGGAUGAGAAAGAUACCUUCGAAGAUAUGGGUUUUUCAGUAUACAGCAAUUUUGAAACUAUCUCUAGAGGAUUUAUACUUGGCACAACUGUUAAACAUGAUGGGGAAUGUUCACAACAAUUGUUACAAGAGAGGAACCUCUUUUGCGGAAACAAUCCACUUAAAUUUAUUCCAACAAUUUGCAAGGUUGAUUACGGUGGUCCUAUUUCAACGAUUGUUCAGCACAACGUAAAUAUGGAUUUGGUGUUUCUACACGGCGUGGUAUCCUCACUCAAUAAGGGAUGUGACAAGGUUUUGGUUGGAACGCGAGUAGCUCCCCACGUGGCAUGGAUUGAAGAAAUUGUGCUCGGAAUGGAUGGUGAUCAAUUUAUAUUUAGUCCUUGAAUAUAAAUGGCUUAGGAAUAAAAUAUAAUAUUUGUUUAUUA